This is a messenger RNA of Mytilus trossulus (common blue mussel), 1288 nucleotides long. RefSeq lists its product as uncharacterized. NCBI's taxonomy places the organism in Eukaryota, Metazoa, Mollusca, Bivalvia, Mytilida, Mytilidae. The transcript has 4 exons. Bases 63 to 1061 code for a protein of 332 amino acids. The record is from RefSeq and is a predicted model, not a curated record.
CUAAUAUUAUCAUAAUAAAUGCGGACUUAAUAUGAUUAUUAUAUUUACACAAAGAAUCUAUAAUGGUUCUUUACUUCCAAGACAUAUCAUUACUGUUGAAAAUAGUGUGGAUCUGUGUCGCUACAACUAAAGACACGAGCAAAAUAUUGACGAUACAUAUUAUAUGUGGUGAAACUGCAGUGCUACCUUGUCAAAAUAUACCAGGUAACAACGUUAUCCAAUGGCUUCGUCUUAACCCUAGUAAAAAUGUGACAGAAAGCACAUACACAGACGGACAGACCGUAAAUACUGAAUUACAUUUCCAUAGAAGAAUUAGUAUUUCUAAUUCCCCCGAGGAUAGAUACGACUUGACUAUUGUGAAUGUGUCUAAGGAAGAUGAAGGGACGUACAGAUGUGCGUUUAUACAAAAAACCACAGUAAAGUCACAAGAUGUUCGUUUGUUUGUUCAAGAACAAGAUGAUAUUCCACCAGUGAAUUUACAGAUAUGUGGAAAUUCGACCUGUUCAUCAAUAGUGCCUGCAAAGGCCGAAUUAGGUUUUACUAUCAAUACACUUUUUGUAAUAUCUGGCACAAUUGGCGGUUGUCUGAUUUUGGUUGCAGCAUCUGUUGCACUGCACGUAUUGUUUAUGAGAUGUAAAGCUAUCCCACGAGACAAAGGUACGACCAUUGCAAGUGUAGAUGCCUUCUGGAGUUCCCCGACAUUGCCAUCUGACACUUAUGAUUUUGAUAAUGACUUAACACUACGAACCUGCCCGGAAAAUGUACAAGAGGCGGAGAAUGAACGUUUACGCAGCAUCCAAAGACAUUUGACCAACAUAACUAAUAAAGGGGCAACUAGUAUAGACCAGACUGAAGAUAGUCCUCAACAAAGUACUUCAGGUGACACUAUAAUGAUAAUCGCGGACAAUCCUUAUGAGGCAAACCCUGAUCAAAGAUUACAAAUACAUGAUGACAUUCCACAUGUGUAUGAUGAAUGUGGAAGAGUGGUGUUGUCUAUAGCGACUAAUACAUACCAAUCUUUGACAAGAAACUGGAAAGAUACUCCACAUCUUUAUCAUUGAAGUGCACUUGGAGUUAAAUUUGUUUUGUACAUUUGAUAUUUUGCCUAUUAUAUUUGUAACAAUCAUCUUAAUGAAUCAUGAGUUAUAACUAAGGUUAUAUUUUAUCAGUAUCGUGCUUUGUAAAAGUAUCCCUUCCUAUAUUUAUGUAAAUAGAUGUUCAUUUCUUCAUUAUAAAUUAAAUAGUCAAAGCAAAAAAAAAAUGGCAAUGAUUAAUUCCAUUUUCUGUA